AUGAGUGCGUCCAGGUUCAUAAAGUGCGUCACAGUGGGGGAUGGUGCCGUCGGCAAAACCUGCAUGCUCAUAUCCUACACCAGCAACACUUUCCCCACGGUGCCCUCCCUAAGCUCCUCUGAAAAUAAAUUAACAGCGAAUGCCUGUUCUCCGUCCAGUGUCAGCGUCUCUCAUCAUCGUUAUCUUCUUUUUUCCCCUAAAGUGGAUACUAAAUGAAUGUGUGAUUGGAAGGAAGAGUAGCAUACCUGAAUCACACACACAACAAAUGUAUGUGUGAUUCGAAAUCUACUUUAAUGGAAAAAGUCUGAUGCUCAAAUGUGCAGUGUCUUCUCUCUCCUUUUUUUAUGUUCAAUUCCCUACAACAAAGGCAAAGAACUAUUGUGAAUUUCGAUGUUCAGUCUUCAUGUUUCUUCCUUGUAUUUCUUUGACUUCUUCUCAAAUAUUUAUUAAUUUAUUUUUUUAACGUGGAGGGCAGGAUUAUGUUCCAACCGUGUUCGACAACUUCAGUGCAAAUGUGGUGGUGGAUGGGAACACCGUUAACCUGGGUUUAUGGGAUACUGCCGGUAGAGUUGCGCCUGUUAUUUAAUGCAUUACUAAGAAGAAGAGUGAAUCACGGGAUUUGUGGCCUUGGUUACAAUGUUUCUGUCCACAUGCAUCAGGUCAGGAAGAUUACAAUCGACUGAGACCUUUGAGCUAUCGUGGAGCUGAUGUCUUCCUGCUUGCAUUCUCUCUUAUCAGUAAGGCUAGCUAUGAAAAUGUGGCGAAAAAGGUUCAAACACUGCCUCGUUUUGGGUUUUUUUCUUUCAAAAUGCAAAACAUUAUGCGUGAUUUUGCUGAACCCCGUUGUUUCUUUUUUCUGUUGCAGUGGAUCCCUGAACUGAGACAUUAUGCGCCUGGAGUGCCUGUAAUUCUUGUUGGAACAAAACUCGGUAGUUACCACUCCUCUAGAUUUUUCAAAUACUUUUUAUUUGAUUUUAAUCAUGUUGUGUUUCAUCACAUUACUCUUUAAUGACAUUAAUUAUACUGAAUCUUUAUUUUUAUGAAAUAGAAUAUUUCAAGCUUGUUUAUCGAUCACAAAUACUGUUUGAGUUUUCGGUUUGCCCUUUGCCAAUUUAAUUGAUAUAAUAUUUGAGAAUGGUGGUCUAUCAGGUGACAGAAUUUUCAUGGUUUUUGCGGAAAUAUUGAAUUUUUAUUUGUGAUUUUAUAGGCAUCUGGAGAAAAUUUAGUUUCAUGAUGAAAAGUGAUAUUUUAGUUGACGGAUGACUUUUCUUCAUCUAUAUAAUCAUAUGUUUGACAUUGUUUUAUAUUUUUCGGAUUUUGUUUCAAUACAUAUGGCCACGAUUUCAGACACGAAUUGCCCCGAGUGAGGAACCCAAUUGCCAUACAGGCAUGAACUGUUACUUUUGUUUUUGUCCUGAUGUGGAAAAGAAUAUCAUGGAUUAGUGAAUCCUGUAAUUCGAAAGACAGACAUCAAUUCUCCCUCUUUUUGUUGCGUUGAAUAAAAUUUUUCAGGAUCCACUAUGCUGAGGUCACUACCUCUCUUUUUAUAUGAUCAGUCAUUCUCAUCAUAUCUGCAUGACCUCAUUUCUUCCUCCAGUGACCUACAUGCAAAUCUGAUCCAUUUAUCGAUACCAUUCAUAGGUUAUAAGAGGACGAUUCAUUUUCAGUAGAAAUUGGGUGCUCACAUUGGAUGAAGACAUUCUAUCUAAAGCGCACAGGAUUUGAACUCAUGCAUUCAAUCUCUAACCACAGAAAGGAGACAGGAGGAAAACAGCCAGCGCCCUCUGAAAAGGGCCACGUGGAUACACAAAGGGGAUCCAUUUUGAAAGAAAAUAAAUAUGUAUAUAUAUUAAAUCUCCUAGUAAGCGAUCUCCUCCAGUUGUCCCCAUCGUUUCUUUCGAGUGUUCGGUUUCACAAAACGUGCUUUUCAAGUCUCUUUUUGUCGCACUUUCCUCUCUAGAGGCUCCUUUUGUGGGUCUGCUACGGUACAAGAUAUUCAGACUUCCUCUGGACUCUUAACUUCAUUGAUUUCAAACCAAAUUUGUGCUGUUGCCAGAUAAAUUAUUGUGCUUCAUUGUGCAUUUGAAGUAUUUUUAUAUAUUAUAUGUUAAUAUGGUUUAGGUUGACCAAUUUUUGAACGAUAUUUAUUCAUGCUAAGCCUUGUUUGUGAUUAUCUAUUUCUAUUGACAGGUGUUUCUUGGCCAUCUACUAGUCUUGAAAUCCAAUCUUUGCCUUUGAUUGACAAAGAACAUACUGAGUGCUAGAAACUCUGUGAUAUUGGUGUAAAAUCAAUACACGAUGUCCUAAUCAGGAAAGAGAUACACAUGAAUGAUGCAUCUGCCUUUUUAUGUAAGGCUGUCUUGUGAUGGUGAAAAUAAGAUCUCUUGACCUCUGCUGCACCAUGAAAUAGCAUGGCUUUCUCCAUCGUUUCAUUGAAAAUUGGAUUCCCAUCAGUUUUUCAGAUAGUAACUCGGGUGGAUAAAGUGGGGACCUUGAGUCAAUUGAACAUCUGAUAUAGAACACUAGCAAUUGAGGAUUAUUGCUUAAAAUGUAGCUAUUCAUUUGACUCAUUCUCUCCACUGUGUAGCUUUAUUUUUGUAACUGUUCUGGCUUCAUACUUUUCCAUUUUACUGGGACUUUCAAUUUUUAUGAUCUGAAGUGCUAAAAAGCUUUUUGAAAAUGAGAAUGUUUUUAUGCAUCAAAUGUCCAGUUGUGGGGGUGCUGUUAACUACUCAAUUUUUCUUCUCGAGGAAAACUUGGAUGUAUUCUGAAUCAUGUUUUUCCAAAAAAAAUAAUUACUGAAAAAGGGAAUAGCCUCUAUUCUGCCCUAUUUCAGCCACGUAAAAGAUAUUCUAGUAAUAGCAUCUCAUCGGGAAUCGAAUAUGUUUACCUCUUUUUUCUGAGUCAAAUGUUUGUCUUUAGACGUUACUUGGUUUUUUCUGAGUCAUCGGGAUUUUUCGUCUCAUUCAGACGUUACUUGGUUUUUCUUUUUUAGGCUGCUUGACCCCCUUGUAGAUUUGGUUUAUAGAAAAAAGGUGUUACAUUGCUGAAGCCUCACCAGUUUUGGGCGAAUCCUUUCUUGGCGCAUUACUUGUCUACAUUAAGCUUCAUGCCUUUUUGUGCUUUUGACAGAAUACAUGUAUGUUGAACAGAAGUUUGUAGAAAAUAGAACACAAUGUUCCCUGAUAAUACAUUGAUUUUAAUCAACCCUUAUUUUGUAGUUCGUAGAAUUGCAUAUUGUUCUGAUGGGGCCUUUGAUCCAAUGUUUCCACGUUCUUUGUUAAGCGUGGACGAACAUUAGGUAUCAUUUGCAUUCAAUAGUCACACAUAUAGAUGAAAUGGAUCGUCUCUGCAAUUCUUUCAUACCUAAUGCACUUCAUCCCAUGCUUUAUGGGGAUAAUAGGUACGCUAAUUUCGACUAAAAGUCUCCCGCGGUGAUAUUUAUCUGAACGUAAAUGAUCGAGGAGUGAGAAUUGUACAACAAGAAUCUAUUCGAGCAUCAUAGCUGACAUAGAUUCUGGGAGAUCAUGUAACGAGGAAACUAACCCAAAUAAUUAUCAUCCACUUAGGCUGAAUAAGCUCUCAGAACCAGGAGGGUGAGCUAAACUCUGAGAAGGAUUCUUGACGCUUCCCUCCUAUGUGCACCAAAGAAACCUGCAUGAAGUAUCCUCAAUAGGUUCACUAGUAUGAUAAUUUUAGCAUGUUCAGAGCUGAUAUUUGACUCUGAUUUAUGAUGUUGAAGAAAGGAUGAAAGAAACUUAGUAACUUUGGUACGAGGAGCAAAAUCCUGGUGCUUCUUGGUGCAUUGAUAUGCAGAUUUAUGCAUACUUGAAGGUUAUUAUGCACUGAUGAGAGAAAUCGGAUGUUAUUCUCUGUUGUUCCUCUGGAGAGGGACAAACGGUAUCGGUAUUAUUUCGGUAUUAAGCAAAUGGAAACUCUUCUCGAGACCCAGAAACGCUUCAGAACCGCAUUUCAAUAAUGUUCCUUUUUAAUGGGUGAAUAUGAUUACCUGGCUUUAAUGUGAAUGAUGGGGAUUUGACUGGGGUGGUAACCAAACGUGUAGAAUUACAGUCAAACAUGAUCGAAACCGGAUGGACAUUUUGUACUAGCUGUCUGUAUUUAGCUGAACAUACAUCGUCGUCUAUCUCACUUAGCUCUCUCUGCUUCAGUAUCAAUUCUACAAUCCUUUUUGCGAAAUGCUAUCCUCGACAUCACCUCUCUCUCUCUCUCUCUCUCGCUAAGGCGCUCGCGGUGACAGUCCCUUGAUGUGAUUUGCAUUGUGCCUGCAGAUCUUCGGGAUGAUAAGCAGUUCUUCAUCAACCACCCUGGCGCGAUGCCGAUCGCAACAGCCCAGGCGAGAGCCCUCUAACACCAUCAAGUGAAAUUAUCAUUCCAUUUGUUCCGCAGUUAUAGUUUCUCAGAUUCAUUCCUUGUUAUAUAUAAAUGUCCUCCUUUUCCUGCGCCGUCCACCAGGGAGAAGAACUCAGGAAGCUGAUAGGAGCACCCGCUUACAUCGAGUGCAGCUCCAAAACGCAGCAAGUGAGCCCCCUCUUUCUUCUCUGAUCCCCCUCCUCCCUCCCCCGAGCUCAUCUCUUCUCCCGUUCUGUCGUCCCCAGAACGUGAAGGCGGUGUUCGAUGCGGCGAUCAAGGUGGUGCUCCAGCCGCCCAAGCAGAAGAAGAAGAAGAGGAAGGCUCAGAAGGGCUGCUCCAUUCUGUGA
Messenger RNA from Spirodela intermedia, 4718 nucleotides. Lineage: Eukaryota; Viridiplantae; Streptophyta; Magnoliopsida; Alismatales; Araceae. The record is from the annotation of a GenBank genome assembly.